This is a messenger RNA of Galendromus occidentalis (western predatory mite), 1979 nucleotides long. RefSeq names its product FGGY carbohydrate kinase domain-containing protein. The transcript is spliced from 9 exons. Gene Ontology annotation, molecular function: D-ribulokinase activity. NCBI's taxonomy places the organism in Eukaryota, Metazoa, Arthropoda, Arachnida, Mesostigmata, Phytoseiidae. The record is from RefSeq and is a predicted model, not a curated record. The coding region runs from base 104 to 1810 and encodes 568 amino acids. Gene Ontology annotation, cellular component: cytoplasm. Gene Ontology annotation, biological process: carbohydrate phosphorylation; pentose metabolic process.
ACGGGCGACUCCAUCACAACCUGCUGAUUUCGUGAGCCGUGGAACUGUGCGCUAGACAGAGUGUGCCUAUAUCAUUUGGAAGUGAUCAUACAGUCUGCAGUUCAUGUUCACUGGAGCGACAGUUGACUUCGGCUCGACGGAUCCACCCGCUAUCUACGAUCUCCAGCUGAAGAGUUUCCUACCUUCGAAGAAAAUUCAGAUGGCAACCUCGUUCGUUAUCGGAGUCGACGUUGGAUCGAGGUCGGCCAGAGCCGCUCUCGUCACGCUUAAAGGAAACCUGGUGCGCAAAGCCGAGAGGCCUUUGAUCGUUCGUGAAGAGAAGGGCGAAAUCUUCGAGCAGAGUAGCAAUCAGAUCUGGGAAGCGGUUUGUGAGUGCGUAAGAGAAGUGGCGUCCGGAGUCGGCGUGGAUGACAUCAAAGGAAUCGGAUUCGAUGCCACUUGCUCAUUGGUUGUUACGGACUCGGAUGGAAGCGGCGUGUCUGUGUCGGUUGACGGAGACGAUGCAUUCAACGUGAUCAUGUGGUGUGACCAUCGGGCUUCGGAAGAGGCCGCAACUAUCAAUAAGAUCGAGAGCACGGUUUUAUCAAGGGUCGGAGGGAAAAUCUCGCCCGAAAUGGAGCCACCCAAAUUACUCUGGCUUAAAAAGCACAUGCCACAGGCAUUCGCGCGGAUAAAGCAUGCGUUCGAUCUUCCAGAUUACCUAACGUACAGAGCGAGCGGUUCCACCUCCCGGAGUUUAUGCUCUUUAGCGUGUAAAUGGACAUACCACGAAGGUUGGAACACCGAUUUUUGGAGAGAAAUCGGACUCCCCGAGGUCGCGGAAAAGCUCUCGAUGAUCGGAACCGGAGUUCAAGCCCCGGGAGCAAUGGUGGGGUGCCUCUCCGAAUCCGCCGCCCAUGAGCUGGGCUUGAGCUCGUCAACUCGAGUUGGGCACUCAAUUAUAGACGCACAUGCCGGGGUGCUCGGAAUGCUUGGUGUUUUCUCACAGAAUGUCAGUUCCGAAAUUUCUAGUCGGCUCUGCAUAAUCGCUGGAACAUCGACCUGCCACAUGCUGCUCAGCGAUAGCGAGCUAUUCGUACAAGGUGUCUGGGGUCCCUACGCAGGAGCGAUCAUUCCCGAUAUGUAUCUGGCUGAGGCGGGACAAUCAGCAGCUGGAAUGCUCUUGGACCAUGUGAUCGCAUCGCACCCGCGACAUCGAGACGUCGCCGAAACGGCUCAAAAAUUCGGCGUUCACAUUGUGCAGUAUCUGACGCAGGUCGUGGCGCAUCUGGCGCACUCAAAGAAAUGCUCAAUAGACGAACUCACGAGGGACCUCCACGUGUAUCCCGACUUCCACGGGAACCGUUCACCGCUGAGUGACCCCUCGAUGCGCGGAAUGAUCUCAGGACUACAGCUGUCGGAUAGCGAGCACGAUUUGGCACUGCUAUUCCUCGCUACGGUCCAAGCUCUUGCCUACUCCACGAAGCACAUCGUGUCGAAACUGGAAUCGCGCGGCCAUCGGGUCGACAGCGUUGUCAUGUGCGGAGGUCUGGUCAAGAACCCGCUAUACGUGACGAUGCACGCCAACGUUCUGCAGAAACCCGUACUCAUACCGGAAGAGCCGGAAGCGGUUCUAUUGGGAGCCGCUAUGCUAGGAGCAAGAGCCUCGGGUUGCUUUGAAGACUUACGCGAAUCUGUUAGAGAAAUGUCCGGACGAGCUUCCGCGAGAUGGCCUGACCUGAGUACCGCGGCUUUCCAUUCGAAGAAGUACAGAGUUUACCAGGAACUCCUUCGAUGUCAGAUGGCUUCGAGGGUCAUCAUGAGCGAUUGAUCUGGAUGGACGCAUGCGGAUCGAGAUCCAGAACAACUCAGACAGCGCCGAGUCUCGGUGACCGGCUGAUCCAAAACGAACCCGAUCCCGAAUCGGAGGAUCAUUCAAGGCAGCUGGAUAUUCGACUUCGUUCCGUCGUUUAUGUACAUAGGAAUGUUCCAGUGAGAUG